Molecule: messenger RNA, 720 nt
Organism: Silurus meridionalis
Lineage: Eukaryota; Metazoa; Chordata; Actinopteri; Siluriformes; Siluridae
Product: lysozyme C-like
Exons: 4
Coding region: 87-515 (142 amino acids)
Molecular function (GO): lysozyme activity
Source: RefSeq, a predicted model, not a curated record
CCUGUAUAAAAGCGGGAAGUGCAGAGUGGAGUGUACAGAGAACAUACAGAAUUCUUCACAGUGAUUAGGUCUCUGACUGUAGCACAAUGAAGGUUUUGGUGUUCCUUCUGCUCGUAGCAGCAGCAAGCGCUAAAGUCUUUGACAGGUGUGAGCUGGCAAGGGCCAUGAAAGCAAACGGAUUGGCCGGGUAUCAUGGCAUCAGUCUGGCUAACUGGGUUUGCUUGGCCAAGCACGAGUCAAACUACAACACCAAUGCUCUCAACCGAAACACUGAUGGAUCUACGGACUAUGGUAUUUUCCAGAUAAACAACCGUUGGUGGUGUAGCAAUGGGAGUUUCCAUAGUGCAAACGGGUGUGGAAUCUCCUGUAGCGCACUUCUUUCCGAUAACAUCUCACAAGCUGCUCAGUGUGCCAAGACCAUUGUGAGACAGCAGGGCAUUACUGCCUGGGUGGCAUGGCGUAGAUACUGCCGGGGUCACGAUGUGAGCUCUUACACUGCAGGCUGUGGAGUGUAAAGCAAAAAGCAUGAAACAAUCAAUUAAACAUCAAUGUUUAUCAGUAGUCAGUAGUAUCAGCAAAUCAGUAGUAAAGAUGGUACAUAAUAGUGCAUUAAGAAUCCAAAUCAUCUAUUUACUCAUAAUCUGCAAAGAGCUCAGAGAGGUUCAUGUAAACCUUCUAUCAAUAUCAAUAUUGCAGAAAUAAAGCAUUUAAAUACAGCAA